Aureobasidium melanogenum CBS 110374 is the source of this 3723-nucleotide messenger RNA. RefSeq lists its product as uncharacterized. Lineage: Eukaryota; Fungi; Ascomycota; Dothideomycetes; Dothideales; Saccotheciaceae. The annotation marks the transcript as partial. Gene Ontology annotation, cellular component: Sin3-type complex; chromatin. Gene Ontology annotation, biological process: negative regulation of transcription by RNA polymerase II. The transcript has 4 exons. Gene Ontology annotation, molecular function: transcription corepressor activity. The record is from RefSeq and is a predicted model, not a curated record.
AUGGAGCAACUUCCUCCUCACCAAGCCCAGAGAGGGCCGAUACACCUACAUCAGCCUGUCGCUGUACCUCCCAAUGCCGUACAUGGCCCCAAUGGCCUGUUGGCCAACGCUGCUGGCGGACAUGGUCAGGUGCCAAACGCCGUCUUCAGUGGUGGCCCCGUACAGCCCGCAACACAGUCUCAGGCCAUGCUUGUUCCUAUGCAACCUGGUAGUGCUCAACCCGCGAACGUCGGUCAAGGCCAGCAGCCCAUCCUGAAUGUAGGUUCACAUGUCAUCCUCUCUGCAUUUCGUCCUACUAAUUGUCUCCAGGACGCGCUGAGCUACCUUGACCAAGUCAAAGUGCAAUUUGUUGAUCACCCAGAUGUUUAUAACAGAUUCUUGGACAUUAUGAAAGACUUCAAGAGUGGAGCUAUUGAUACACCCGGUGUCAUCGAACGUGUCUCGACUCUUUUUGCCGGCAAUCCUGAGCUCAUCCAAGGCUUCAACACCUUUUUGCCUCCUGGCUACAGAAUCGAGUGCGGCACUGGCGAUGACCCGAAUGCUAUCCGGGUCACGACACCUAUGGGCACCACAGUCCAAGCCAUGCCAGCACCCCGACCUAUUUCACCUCGCGCUGCGGCCCCAACACAAGAUGGGAACAACCAGGAAGGUUCUUUGUUCGCCGCUGUGAACAGACAGGCCAAUGGCAACUGGACACCUCAAGCAGCUGGCCACUCUCACGUUGUUCACAGUCCCAGUGGCCGUCCAGUAGGCACAGCUCCCUUCGCUUCGCAAAUGGGUCCUCAGCAAGCCGCUGCGAUCGCCGAAGCUCAAGCUCGCGAACAGCAGGCUUUGAGCAUCCAGCAGGAACAGCGUGUCUCACAACUCCAAAAUGCUGUAUCUGCUGCAGCUGGUGACAACCUCACCAGGGCCGGCAUGAUGUCUCCGAGUGGUGGUGCUGCCGCUCUUGCUCAAGGUGAAAUGGUUAUUGGCCCUGAUGGGCAGCCUCUAGGCCAUGAGAAGGUCAGGCCGCAAGUCGAGUUUAACCACGCUAUCAGCUAUGUCAACAAGAUCAAGAACCGCUUCCAGCAACAACCAGAUAUCUACAAACAGUUCUUGGAAAUUCUGCAGACUUACCAGCGCGAGUCAAAACCCAUUCAGGAUGUCUAUGCUCAAGUGACAAGGCUUUUCAACUCAGCUCCGGACCUUCUGGAAGAUUUUAAGCAGUUCCUUCCAGAAUCUGCCGCUCACGCGAAGGCAGCCGCUGCCGCAAGAGCACAGCAACAAGAAGAAUCUGUCAUGCUCAGCAACGUGCGUGGUGAUCCUUUCUAUCAGGCUCCUCAACCCCACCAGACUCCCAGAGCCGAACACCGUCUUCCUCCCGUUGGAAACUUUGCUCCCACCCCAACUGUCAACAAGGACAACAAGAGAAAGCGUGGUGACAGACAAGGAACUGUCACCAACGCAGGCCCUGAGACAAAUGGUCUCGCAAAAGCUCCAGCUUAUGGUCAGAUGGCCAACGUCAACAAACGCGCCAAGCAGGCUCAUGCUGGUAGACAAGUCAUGCCAUCUGACAUCCCUCCGUCUUCGCCGACCCUGGUUCCUGCACUUCCUGAGCCUCUGCCGCCAACCCAGAGCACCCUUGCGACGCAGGACGAAAUGAGCUUCUUCGACCGUGCUAAGAAGGCGAUCGGCAACAAGGCCGCCAUGAACGAGUUCCUGAAGCUCUGCAACCUCUUCUCCCAGGACUUGAUCGACCGUGCUACUUUGGUGCACAAGGCUCGUGGCUUCAUUGGCAGCAACCCCGAUCUCUUCCAAUGGUUCCAGAUGUGGGUUGGUUACACUGGUGACGAUGUGACCAUCGAGAACAAGCCUAGAGCUCCUACAAGUAGAAUUUCCUUGAGCAACUGCCGAGGACUUGGGCCAAGUUACCGUCUCCUCCCCAAGCGCGAGCGACUGAAGCCGUGCCGUGGACGUGACGAGCUUUGCAAUGAAGUGCUCAACGACGACUGGGCCUCGCAUCCAACAUGGGCAUCUGAGGACUCUGGUUUCAUCGCUCACAGGAAGAACGUCCACGAAGAAGGACUCCACAAGAUCGAGGAAGAACGCCACGACUACGACUUCAACAUUGAGGCUUGUGCGCGCACGAUCCAGCUGCUUGAGCCCAUUGCACAGCAGAUUCUCCGCAUGAACAACCGUGAAAAGGAGGCUCUUGAGAUUCCUCCCGGACUCGGUGGACAGAGCGAGACAAUCCACAAGCGCAUCAUCAUGAAGCUUUACGGACGCGAGAAGGGCCACAUGGUUGUCCAGUCUCUCCACGCUCAGCCUUACAAGGUCAUUCCUGUGCUGCUGAACAGACUCAAGCAAAAGCUUGAGGAGUGGAAACAGGCUCAGCGUGAGUGGGAGAAGGUCUGGCGUGAUCAGACACAGAAGAUGUUCUGGAAGAGUUUGGACCACCAAGCUGUUAAUGCCAAACAGGCCGACAAGCGUCAAUUCCAGACCAAGACUCUUUUGGGCGAAGUCCAUACCAGAUAUGAAGAGACAAAGAGACAACGCCUGGCUGGACAGAACCCGCGCAACCACCCUCAAAUGACCUUCAAGUUCGAGGACACGAGCGUAAUCAUCGACGCAUCGCAUCUGGUUCUCCUGUACGCCGAGCAGAUGCAUUCCACCGAGUUCCCAAGAUUGACCUCUUUCAUCCGAGAGUUUAUCCCACUUUUCUUCGGUCUCGACUACGAAUGGUUCGGUAACCAGAUUAGAGCCAAGUUCGGCGAUACUCCUCACAUGGAUGUUGGUGAUGAUGCCAUCUCUGCAUUCGACGACCCCAUCAAUGCAAAGCCUCGUAAACCAACAACCAAGAAGGGUGAUCUUCUGCGUGGCGUUCUCGAGCGUGGACGUAAGAAUCGUAAAGAUGACGGCAGCAAUACACCUCUCAGCCGAGCUUCGACCCCCGACAAUGCAUCAAACGUGGACGAGGAGAUGAGCGACAGUGCCAACGUGGUUGACGAUCUGAAGUCUGACAUCGCCUUAGAUACCUGGGCGUCGCAUCCUCUGGCGGGUAAUGUUCACAAGGACAAGGAGCUAUAUCUUAACCAGAUGUACUCACGCACCAGGUUCAUGCUCUACGGCAAUGCGACCAUUUACUGCUUCAUUCGCGUCUUCAUAUUCUUGUAUGAGCGUUUGAACAACAUCAAGCAGGCUGAAGCCGAGGCUCACAUCACAGUCGAUCGUGCCAUGGCUCCCAAGCCAGCUACAGAGCUCGGUAUAAUCGACAAGCUUCCCACGGACUUCUUCACGGAUGUCAGCGAGGGCUCCAACUUCUACCGUCAAAUCCUUGGCAUGUUCGAAGACUUGAUCAAGGGAGACAUGGAUAUGGCACACAUCGAAGAGACACUACGGAGGUACUAUCUGCAGUGCGGAUGGCAGCUUUAUUCCUUCGACAAGCUUCUCGGCGCCUUGGUGCGUUUCGCUAUCGGCAUGCUCGGCAGCGAAAGUGGCAAGGACAAGAGUUGGGACAUUCUCCAGUUGUUCCGCAAGGAUCGGGCCAAGGAUGAGACCUCCUUCCAGGACGAGAUGAAUUACAGAAAGCAGACCGAAAAGUACACCAAAGACCUUGACAUCUAUGGAAUCCAAUAUGAUCAAGCAAUAUCUGAGGUGCAAAUCAGGCUGAUCAAGAAGGACGAUCCUACCAUCGACACAACCUCGAUGCUUCAGGAGGACCUCUGGCGUGUUUAUGUCACCAAC